GUAGAACGCUGGCCAGAGGAGCGACUAAACACAUGGAUACCAUCCGUCUGCCCAAAGAACAGUCGCAGCGGGAAACCUUUCGGCAAGACGGACAAAAGCAGAGGAGACUCCCGGGGAGCGGCCGUCGGAAGAAUCAGUCUCGUUCGAGGAAGCCUCAGCCGACGGCGAAAUACACGCCAGAGGAAACGACUGCAGUGGCACGUAAAUCGGAGGAGCUGGCCGCCGUUGCAUGUCCGUUUGUACAGCCGGUGGGUGCGGGAUGUACACCCGAACGUCCAGUUGGCGUGGGAUGCCAGUCCACAGAUCUGGUUGGUAUCGGUCUGCUGGAGGAGUUGCCGUGCAAGGAUUCCCUGGAGGAGCUACCUGCCGUGGACGUGCCGGAGGAGGUGCCUGUCGAGGACACGCCGGAGGAGCUGCCUGCCAAGGACACGUCAGAGAUGCUGCCUGCCAAGGACGGGCCAGAGGAGCUGCCUGCCAAGGACGCGCCGGAGGAUCUGCCUGCCAAGGACGUGCUGGAGAAGCUGUCUGUCGGGGAGAUACCGGAGGAGCUGCCUGCCGAGUAUGCGUCGGAGGAGCUGCCUGCCGAGCAUGCGUCGGAGGAGCUGCCUGCCAAGGAUACCCUGGAGGAGCUGCCGUCUGAGGAUACCCGAGGAGCUGCCUACCCAGGACGCGCUGGAGGAGAUGCCUGCCAAGGACGCGCUGGAGGAGCUGCCUGCCCAGGAUGCGCCAGAGGAGCUACCUGCCGAGGAGGGGUUGCCUGUCAAAGACGCGCCGGGGAAGCUGCCUACCCAGGAAGUGCCAAAGAAACUGCUGUGGAAAGACAUCCUGGAGGAGCUGCCGACCGAGGACGCGCAGGAGGAGGUACCUGCCGGGGACAUGCCGGACGAGCUGCCGACCGAGGACAUGCCGGAAGAGCUGCUGUCCGAGGAUAAGCCAGAGGAGCUGCCUGAGGUCCGAGGAUAAGACGGAGGAGCUGUCUACCAAGGGGACACCAGAGAAGCUGCCGGGAGUGGAGGGACCAUCGGAGGAGCAACGGUGCAGCAAGUCUGACAGAAGGCAGGAUCGUGAUCGCAGGAAGAGUGUGGGUGACGGAAGGGCUGGCCCUGGGGCCACAUCACCAUUGGAUGUAGGACCUCGGAGCCUCGGUGUAAACAUCUCGCAGUUGUGGUUCUGUGAAAAUAAUCUCCAAUUCUUGGAAGAUUUUUUUGAAGAAAGAAAGGAGAUAUAUCACAAAUGCGAGAUUACUCAGGAGCUUCGGCGAUGCGUACCUCACUCCGAGCAGCAGGCUUAGGUUCUUCACAAGUGGAUCGCACACCUCGUGGUGAACGAGUGUGUAGGGCCUUUACAUCGGCGCUACACAUAAAAGGAGCACCAGGCAAAAAUACAUCAGUUGUCCCGUAAUUUUGGUUUGUGUGCUCCCUUCUGCCAUGUGACCUCGUCUGUUCCGCUGGAUCCUCUCCCUGCUGUAUUGUAUAUAUCCUGUUUUGUUUUGUGUAUUGUAGUAGAGUGUGUGUGUGUGUGUGUGUGUUUUAUGUGUGUGUGUGUAUGUAUGUUUGUUUGUCUAUAUUCAUAAAUCAUAGAGCUAGAUCUUGAAUGACAGCUAAUAUACCGAACAGAUCAAUACCAUAAUAGUGGUAUAUUGAUCUAUGAACUGCCUGUGGGGUCACAUUUCCAAAACGACACUGAAAACACCUUUAUACUCUUUCCCUCCUUGUCCUCUCUGUAGAUCACUCGACCUAUCAACUUUUCAUGCAUUUGGUUUCUUUAAUAAUACAUUUUAACACGCAACACAGGAAUUGAUAGUUAUUAAAAAUAUUACGUUAAAUAUACACAGCCAUUUUUGUUUACAUUCUGUGCUUAAAAUCUGUAAUUGUUGUGAGUGCUGAUAAUAUAUUUAAUAUAUAUAAAACUGCUUCUGAAAUUGAUAAGAAGACAUCCCUGAACGUGAAAAUUAACCUACAUAAAAUCAGUUAUAUAUUGAAGGAAUUUAAAAAAAACAUGACAGGUAAAACAGCAAAAUAAAAACAAGUAACGAAAACGGAAUAUAAAAAAGAAACAUCAAAAUGGCUAUGGGAUCGCAUCUAGAAAAUAAAUGAAAAAGGCUUCAAAAUAAUCCAGCAAAAUAAAAAUAAAAAUCAGGAGAGGCUGCACCUGAUGCCGGAGCUAGCCACAUGUAUAUAUCUUAGUUGUAUAAAUAUACUUAUGCAUAUAUAUUCACAUAUACCUGUGCUGUUAUCAUUAUUUAAUUUACAUGUUUACACUUACCAUGGACUUUGUUCUGUUCCUAUGAUUCUAUUGUUUCCUUCUAAUCCUACCUCUUAUAUUCAUCAUAUUCUGGUGAGCAAUGUUAGCUCAUAACUUACAGUGACGAGAUGGAUGUCCCCACCAGUUACUCAGUCGCAGAAGUAACCCAAGGCAGCUUCAACAUUCCAAGUGACAUUCGAAAAGAGUGGAAUACUGUAUCUGAUGAGUUGAAUAGUGAACUGGAUGAUCGGAUAAUGGUGGUGUAGUGAAUCUUCAACCAUAAGGAGGAACCCGAGAAUUGGAGAGUUACCCCUUCUCUUAUAAGCAUGAGGCCGUCAGUGCCAGUAUACAGGUCCAGGAAGAUGGGGAGGAGCGAGAUGCUUUUUCUGAUCGGUUAUGCCAUUUUAUGUAUUUUUUUCGUUUGUUUAUAAUUAGCAUAUUAAAAUUUUAUUCACGU
Penaeus monodon (black tiger shrimp) is the source of this 2701-nucleotide messenger RNA. RefSeq lists its product as uncharacterized. Lineage: Eukaryota; Metazoa; Arthropoda; Malacostraca; Decapoda; Penaeidae. The record is from RefSeq and is a predicted model, not a curated record.